Messenger RNA from Capsicum annuum, 2497 nucleotides. Its product is annotated as probable serine/threonine-protein kinase At1g09600. The transcript has 9 exons. Gene Ontology annotation, molecular function: ATP binding; cyclin-dependent protein serine/threonine kinase activity; RNA polymerase II CTD heptapeptide repeat kinase activity. The record is from RefSeq and is a predicted model, not a curated record. Bases 201 to 2147 code for a protein of 648 amino acids. Gene Ontology annotation, biological process: positive regulation of transcription elongation by RNA polymerase II; protein phosphorylation. NCBI's taxonomy places the organism in Eukaryota, Viridiplantae, Streptophyta, Magnoliopsida, Solanales, Solanaceae. Gene Ontology annotation, cellular component: nucleus; cyclin-dependent protein kinase holoenzyme complex.
AGAUCCUGGACACUAGUUUUCAAUUUCAGUCUAUUAAAAGGCUUUUGUGAUUGACAUUUUUGAUAUUUUGGCUUCUUCAAAGGAUUUGCUAUUAUAUCCUACAUUGAAUUGUCAAAGAGGAUUUGGAGGCCUGCAUUGGUUGGUUUAUUAUGCGGGUCUCGAAUUUGUCUUGAGUGGCAGAACAUAUUUGUCAUAAUAGUAUGGGCUGUAUUUGCUCAAAGGGUUCUUCCGAUGAUGAUUAUGUUAUCCAACAUGACAAGGAGAAAGAAAAAAAAGUUGAUAAAUCUUUUGUACAUAUGGUUUCUCCCUUACAACGAGAGGAGAUAAAAGUAGACUUAAUUAAUCCUAAGAUUGAAAUACCUAUGAAAUCUAAAUCAAAGCAGACAUUUGAAAUGAGUGUUCUUCAUAUUCCUCCAACAAAAGGUGAGGAUGAUGGAAAAACAAGAAUUAUAGAGAGGCCUAAGGAAGGCCAUCACAAGAGGCGGUCCACUGUAGAUUUUGGUGUGCAACAAUCGAUGUCUAGAGUUUUAAGCAUGCCUAAUGGUGCAAGGAGUGAAUUAGGAGCGGCGGGAUGGCCAUCCUGGCUAACUGCUGUGGCAGCUGAGGCUAUUCAAGGGUGGGUUCCUCGUAGUGCAGAGUCAUUUGAAAAAUUAAACAAAAUUGGUCAAGGAACAUACAGUAGUGUGUACAAGGCCCGUGACCUUAAAACCAAUAAAAUUGUCGCAAUGAAGAAAGUGAGAUUUGUUAAUAUGGAUCCGGAGAGCGUUCGCUUUAUGGCAAGAGAAAUAUGUAUUUUGCGUAAAUUGGACCAUCCAAAUGUUAUGAAACUUGAAUCUUUGGUCACAUCUAGGAUAUCAGGUAGCUUAUAUCUUGUAUUUGAAUACAUGGAGCAUGAUCUUGCUGGACUUGCAGCAGCACCUCGGGUAAAGUUUUCUGAAGCACAGAUUAAAUGUUAUAUGCAACAACUGCUUCGUGGACUUGAACAUUGUCAUAUUCGGGGUGUACUUCAUCGAGACAUUAAGGGUUCAAACCUUCUCAUUGAUGAUAAUGGUGUUUUGAAGAUUGGAGACUUUGGCUUGGCUACAACCAUUGACCCUAAACAAGCACAUCCAUUAACAAGUCGUGUUGUAACUUUAUGGUAUAGAGCUCCCGAGCUUUUGCUUGGUGCAACAGAAUAUGGAGUGGCCAUAGAUAUGUGGAGUGCUGGCUGCAUCCUGGCUGAAUUAUUUUCUGGAAAACCUAUCAUGCCCGGAAGAACAGAGGUGGAGCAAAUGCAUAAGAUUUUUAAAUUUUGUGGUUCACCUUCUGAAGAAUACUGGAAGAAAUCAAAACUGCCUCAUGCUACUAGCUUUAAGCCACAACACCCAUAUAAGCGAUGUGUCACUGAUACAUUCAAGGACUUUCCCCUUUCAGCUUUGACUCUGGUUGACAUCCUACUUUCAAUAGAACCUGAAAAGCGUGGUACUGCUUCUUCUGCACUCAACAGUGAGUUCUUCAAUACAAAGCCCUUACCUUGUGAUCCAUCUAUCUUACCAAAAUAUCCUCCACGUAAGGAAUAUGAUGCUAAGAUUCGAGAAGAGGAAACAAGAAGACGAAAAGCUGAGAGUGUUAAAGGAUGUGGAGAUGAAUCAUUGAGAAAGUCCUCAAGGCAAUCAAAGGGAGAAAGCAUUACAGAAUCUAUUGUUGGGCAGGGACAACCAAAUAUUAGCAUUAGUGUUAAAUAUAAUCCUCUAGAAGAAAGUGGAACUGGAUUCCCCAUUGAGCCUCCAAGAGUGAAAAAUGGAAACGGAUUCACUCAUUCUACUUCAGUGAUCCAUCCGAAUGCAGCUGGAUAUUCUCGCAAUGUCAAAGAGGAUUCAUGUGUGUCCCAACAUGGUGGAGAGUUUCUAAGACAGGGUUCUCACACGUCUAGAGUUGUAGGAGACUUUUCUAGUGUUCAUCCAAAGAGGGCCGACGGGUCAUCUUAUGGGGAUUCAACAGUUUAUAUGCCAAAGAAAAGUAGACUCCUUUGCUCCGGACCACUAGUGCCACCAGGGGGAAGUAUGGAAGACAUGUUAAAGGAACAUGAGAAACAAAUCCAAGAAGCAGUUCGAAAAGCACGUCUAGAAAAAGGAAGGACCAAAAAGAAUUGUUAUGAUUAUGACUAGGCCAAAUUCAUGAUCCUCUUUUCUUUUGAACUGAUUGAUCACUACUGACGGAAGAAGUAUAUAUUAUGUGGUUGUUUUUUCUUCUUUUGUCAUGCAAAUGAGAUCCACAGUCGUAAAGGACCUGGGAGGAGGAGAUACAUUUCCAGCAUUUCCUUCGGGGAAGAACUCUGAAACCUCCUGGCUCGAUUUGUAAAGCUAAGAUUGUUUGGUGGCCUAAUAUAUACACACACCCCUUUGAGGAUGGAAACUUGCUUGUAUAGUUUGAAAAAUUUCCUCAUUCCUGAAUUUAUGUGUACAUGGUAAAUCUACUUCUUCUUUAAUAUAUGGAAUAUUGAAGUUCAGAAGUUGUU